UUGAGUACUGAGUUUAAAAGUUUUAAACUCGGUUUUGUGAACUCAGUACUCAACAGUUUUUCAGGGUUCAGACAACAAUGGCGGAGACCGGAGAUCGUUCUAGCACUAGCAACGACUUGUCAGAGAUUUCAUCGGAGAUGGCGUUGUUAGGGAAGUACGAGGUCGGGAAAUUGUUGGGGUACGGCGCGUUCGCUAAGGUUUACCAAGCGCGUAACAUGCAGACGGGGGAGACGGUGGCGAUCAAGGCGGUGAGUAAAAAGAAAGUCCUCCGUGGUAAGAUGAUGGCGCAAGUUAAAAGAGAGAUUGCUAUCAUGCGCCGGCUGAACCAUCCCAACAUCGUGAAACUCAUCGAAGUUUUAGCAACGAAGAGCAAGGUUUACUUCGUAAUGGAAUACGCUAAAGGCGGCGAGUUUUUAACAAGGAUAAAUAAAGGCCGGUUCAGUGAAGAACUCUGCCGCCGGUAUUUCCAACAAUUAAUCUCCGCCGUCGGAUUUUGCCACUCUAGAGGCGUUUUCCACCGUGAUUUGAAACCGGAGAACCUCUUAUUCGACGAGAAUUGGAAUUUAAAAGUGACCGAUUUCGGACUCAGCACCAUGACGGAACAAGUCCGACAAGACGGUCUCCUCCAUACGUUUUGCGGUACCCCAGCUUACGUAGCGCCGGAGAUUUUAUCUAAAAAAGGAUACGACGGUGCUAAAGCUGAUAUUUGGUCAUGCGGCAUCGUUUUGUACGUUCUUCAUGCUGGUUAUCUUCCUUUUAAUGAUGCAAAUAUGACGGUAAUGUAUCGUAACAUUUACAGAGGUGAAUAUAAAUUCCCGAAAUGGACAUCACCGGAGCUCCGGCGUUUGAUUUCCCGCCUUUUAGAUACAAACCCAGAAACAAGAAUCACCAUUGAUGAAAUCAUCAAUGACCCAUGGUUUAAAAACGGGUAUAAAGAAGUUAAAGUUCAGCCGGUUGAUUUUGAUUUAAAAGAAGAAACUCAAAGCAAUGUUCGAUUCAAUGCUUUUGAUUUAAUUUCUUUUUCGACCGGUUUUGAUCUUUCCGGUUUAUUUAAUGAUACUGAAUUUUCCGUUCAACGGGAACGGUUUGUAUCGGCGGAGAAGCCGUGGAGGAUUAUAGAGAGAAUUAAAGAAGAGGUGGCGAAAAUGGAGAAUGUGGAGGUUAUAAGUAUGAGAGAAAGUGGGAUACGGCUAGAACACCUGGGGAAUAAUUUGGUUAUUGCUAUUGAUAUUAACCAGUUGACGGAGGAGCUCGUGGUGGUUGAAGCCGGUCGCCGGGAACUCACCGCCGGGUCAAGUGAUGAAAUCUGGAAUGAAAAAUUGAAACCCAGACUUUCCGAUUUGGUAUAUAAUUCUGAAAGUGAACUUUGAUGGACGGAUUUGAUGGGGUAAUUCUGAAAGAACCCAACAGGAAAUGAAGGGCUGUCAGCGCCGCCGUACCAGUCGCCGCGGGAAAUGGGAGCAAAGCUAAUUUUUUUAAAAACCGGGUUUUUAUAUUAUUAUUUCAUUUUUGGCCAAUAUGUAUUAUGUAGGGUUCAUAACUGGCCUUAGGAGAUUCUUUUUAUCAGAUGAAGAAAUGAAAUAUUUUUAUUUCUUUAA
This is a messenger RNA of Gossypium raimondii (Peruvian cotton), 1598 nucleotides long. Its product is annotated as CBL-interacting serine/threonine-protein kinase 14. Gene Ontology annotation, molecular function: protein kinase activity; ATP binding. Bases 78 to 1370 code for a protein of 430 amino acids. The record is from RefSeq and is a predicted model, not a curated record. Lineage: Eukaryota; Viridiplantae; Streptophyta; Magnoliopsida; Malvales; Malvaceae. The transcript has a single exon. Gene Ontology annotation, biological process: protein phosphorylation; signal transduction.